GGCCGGGAGCCCGCGGUGCCUGGAGGAGCCUCGGGAAUGCCCGCGCCGGGGGAGCGGACGCCGGCCGGCCCGCGGGGCCCGGGGAGGAUCUGAAGGUCACCGGGAACUGAGCGCCCAGUCACCUGACCCUCGGGCGCACCUAGGCGGGGCGGGGCCCAUGCGAGGCGGGCGGCACGGGCCGGGGCGGCGGGGACGCGCGGCGGGCGAGGGCGCGGCUGGGCACCGCCGCCAGGCAGCCUCGCCAUGUCCCAGCCGGCCGGGAGGAUGCACUGCCGAAAGGCGGGGAUCCGAGCCGCCGUGGUGCUCAUUGGACUCCUGCACAAAUCUCGGAAACAGAAUAAAGAGAAAAGGAAGCAGGAGCUGGCCAACAGCUCGGAUGUUACCCUCCCUGAUCGGCCACUCUCCCCUCCUCUCACUGCACCCCCAACCAUGAAGUCUGCGGAGUUCUUCGAGAUGCUGGAGAAAAUGCAGGGGAUCAAGCUUGAAGAGCAGAGGCCAGGACCCCAGAAGAACAAGGAUGACUAUAUCCCGUAUCCCAGCAUUGAAGAGGUUGUGGAGAAGGGAGGCCCAUACCCUCUCAUCAUCCUGCCCCAGUUUGGGGGUUACUGGAUUGAAGACCCAGAGAAUGUGGGUACCCCAACGUCACUGGGCAGCAGCGUUUAUGAGGAGGAAGAAGACGACAGCCUGAGUCCCAACACAUUCGGCUACAAGCUCGAGUGCAGGGGUGAAGCCAGGGCCUACAGAAGGCACUUUCUGGGCAAGGAUCAUCUAAACUUUUACUGUACUGGCAGCAGCCUGGGGAACUUGAUCCUGUCCAUCAAAUGUGAGGAAGCUGAGGGCAUUGAGUACCUUCGGAUCAUCCUCAGGUCCAAGGUGAAGACAGUGCAUGAGCGAAUCCCCUUGGCUGGACUGAGCAAGCUGCCCAGUGUCCCACAGAUCGCCAAGGCUCUCUGUGACGACGCAGUGGGGCUGAAGUUCAGCCCUGUCCUGUACCCCAAGGCCUCUCAGAUGAUUGUGUCCUAUGAUGAGCAUGAUGUCAACAACACUUUCAAGUUUGGGGUCAUUUAUCAAAAAGCCAGGCAGACCCUGGAGGAGGAGCUAUUUGGGAACAAUGAGGAGAGCCCAGCUUUCAAGGAAUUUUUGGAUCUCCUGGGGGACACCAUCACACUGCAGGAUUUCAAAGGUUUCCGAGGAGGCCUGGAUGUGACCCACGGACAGACAGGGGUGGAGUCAGUGUACACCACUUUCCGGGACCGCGAGAUCAUGUUCCAUGUCUCUACCAAGCUGCCCUUCACGGAUGGUGACACCCAGCAGCUGCAGAGAAAGCGGCACAUUGGGAAUGACAUUGUGGCCAUCAUCUUUCAAGAAGAAAACACUCCCUUUGUCCCGGACAUGAUCGCGUCAAACUUCUUACAUGCUUAUAUCGUUGUUCAGGCUGAGAGCACAGGCGCAGAGACCCCAUCCUACAAGGUAUCGGUCACUGCACGGGAAGACGUGCCUGCCUUUGGCCCUCCUCUGCCAAGCCCGCCCGUUUUCCAGAAGGGUGCAGAAUUCCGGGAGUUUCUGCUCACCAAGCUCACGAACGCAGAGAAUGCUUGCUGCAAGUCGGACAAGUUCGCCAAGCUGGAGGACCGGACCCGGGCUGCUCUCCUGGACAACCUUCACGAUGAACUCCACACACACACUCAGGUCAUGCUAGGCCUGGGCCCAGAGGAGGACAAGUUUGAGAAUGGGGCCCAUGGAGGAUUCCUGGAGUCUUUUAAGAGAGCCAUCCGUGUGCGCAGCCAUUCCAUGGAGACCAUGGUAGGUAGCCAGAGGAAGCUGCAUGGUGGCAACAUUCCUGGCAGUCUCAGUGGGGGCAUUGUCCACAACAGCAUGGAGGUCACCAAGACCACCUUCUCGCCUCCAGUGGCCGCAGCAGCCGUGAAGAACCAGUCAAGGAGCCCCAUCAAGCGGCGGUCGGGCCUCUUCCCCCGCCUACACUCGGGCUCUGACAGCCAGGGGGACAGCCGGACACGAUGUGACAGUGCCUCCAGCACUCCCAAAACCCCAGAUGGCGGACAUUCUUCUCAGGAGAUAAAGUCUGAGACCUCAUCAAAUCCCAGCUCUCCAGAAAUCUGUCCCAACAAAGAGAAGCCCUUCAUAAAGUUGAAGGAGAAUGGCCGGGCCAACAUCUCCCGCUCCUCCUCCAGCACCAGCAGCUUCAGCAGCACAGCAGGGGAGGGUGAGGCCAUGGAGGAGUGUGACAGUGGGAGCAGCCAGCCAUCCACAACCUCGCCCUUCAAGCAGGAGGUGUUUAUCUACAGCCCGUCCCCGAGUGGCGAGAGCCCCAGCCUGGGGGCCGCAGCCACUCCCAUCAUCAUGAGCCGGAGUCCCACAGAUGCCAAAAGCAGAAACUCCCCGAGGUCAAACCUGAAAUUCCGCUUUGAUAAACUCAGCCAUGCUAGCUCCAGUGCGGGUCACUAAUGUGAAAGCAGAGUCCUUCUCCUGUUCAAGGGAAGCGUUGAUUCUGCCUGCAGAAGGCUCCUAAUUCCAGCAGUUUGGGGGUGCCAUCACUGCUCUGACCGUUGAGGCCUGCUGUCUCACUGGCCUCCUGCUCAGCAGACUAGCUGUCCAUACCAUGUCCUGACCUGGCCAUGGCCUUGCCGGCUCCUUCUCCAACAGACCUGAAAGCUCCAUCCCGUACUCCCGACCUCCUGAUGUGACCAGCUACCUGAGUCAGCUGUUAUCUUGUUUUACCUGCAGGAAAAGAGUUGGGCAAGGGGGACUCCGAGUCCCAGGGUGCCCUGAGGGGGUUGUGUGGUGGGGAGCAGAGGUAACCGCAGAAUGGUUAGUUGGUGCUGUCUGUCUUGGGUCACAGUACAGUGCCUUCCUGGACAUGGCGGAAGGGCUGCUUUUCCAGGGAUAUCCCAGCAGCCUCCAGGAUGUAUCUCACUGCACUUGUGACACAUCUGCUGGCCCAGGCCUAGGGGGCUGUGUCCCUGCUGCCAGAGUUUCCUCAGGGGGCUCAGAGGGCUUCCUGGUAGAAGGUCAGAGUCAGAGCUGGGUGUGUCCAGAACCUGGCUGCAUGCUUCCUUGGCUGUGGUCUCCAGGUUUUUUAUUUUUUUUUUCUAAUUUUACACAAGCUGCUGCUGAUCCCUCUGGUGGGAGCAGACAGCCAGUGACGGCCAGUGCAGGGAUAUUUGUUGGUUGAGGAAAGCUUCUGGGUGAGAAGGCUCCCCUGGGGUCCAGGUUUCCACUUUUGUGAGAAUUUGGAAAAGACGUGGUUCAAUGCUCCCCUUAGGAAGGAGAGAGGGAAGAGCUGUAGCUGGGGGGACUUGGCAAGUUUUGGUCAUUCCAGUGUGUGGUGCUUGAACUUAGUGUUGGAUACAGUACAGUGUCCCUCCACCUCUGUGUCCCCAGCAUCUGUGAGGGACCCGGUACUGCCUGGGAGCUGCUUCUAGGCUCAGUUCCCAGUCCUCCUCUUCCCAUCUCCAGCUGCAGCUCCCCAGGCAGCUGUCCAUUGUCAGGGCUCCUGGAAGCUGGGCCCCACAAGCCUGUGCUUUACACACCACAGGCCGUCUGUGCUCCUUGCCAUGACCUUCUUUGGGUGAGCCCGGCCCCUUUGGCUCCUCAGCCUUCCCCAUUUGCAGGGCUCUUCUGCUUUUGGGUGUAGGGUGGAGCAUCCAUCAGGCUAAACAUUGGGUCUGAACAGCAGGUGUUUGAAGGUCCCACCCCAUUAGGUACACACAGGCCUGUGGCACAGGGCUGCGAGGUUCUGCCCUGCUUCAGUGAGCAGAUGACGAGAUUUCCAACCAGGUUCUCUGUCUGCGUAGGCUCUUCUUCCCAAACCACAGUACAGAAGGAUGGCGCAGGCUGUGGGGCUGGCAUUGUAACUGUGUCCCCACCACUGAACACAAUUUCCACCCUCAUUCCCACACACUUGUUGCAUUCAGGGGAGGACGACCUCUCCCCUCACUCUACUUGGGAAACCUGCUUACGUGAGAUACUAGUCUGGUGAGAUUUGCUCUAGUUAGAAGGUCAGCAGAAUAUCUGUUUAGCUUUGAUUAAACAAACGCCAGCGCAGUGGCACCCACUGCUGGAAGGAGGCGGGUGGAUUCUGGCAGUGUUCUGCUGGCAGGUCUCCGCCUGAACUUGAAAGGUCAAACUGUGUUUUCUUUGAAACUCUCAUAGGUCCCUGGCUCCCUUCUCUGGGUUGGACACUUUUACCUUUGCUCAGUGGUUGCGGUGUGUUGCAUUAUGGUCUGGGGGUCCUGAGGGGCUUCCAGGUUGUCCCGCACUGUCUGGAAACCUUACAAGCCUUGUCUACACUGCUUUGGCUACUUUGCCUGCAGGUGUGGCCUCCGGACCAGGUGUUGCCCUGCUCCUAGGCCAGUGAGCAGGGUGGAUGACUGUGUCCAGAGGAACUGAGAGGAACUGGGCUGGGAUCUUUCCCACCCUUGGUUUGCUGCUGAGAUCCUCUGAGCAGGAAUUGAGACGCCCCUGCCCUCUGCCCAGGCCUCUAGCUGGCAGGUCCAUCCUGUGGCUUCCAGAGUAUACACAAGCAGCCCCACUGCAGUUCCCUGCUGAGUGGGAGGGAGGCCACGGCAGGGCCCAGCCUCCUCUCAGCCCUCGGGACUGGAGACUGUUCCUCCCACACUCUGCUCCAGUUUUUCCUUUCAUGGCUGUACUUAGUCUUAGGGCUCAAAGUCUUGCUGAAGCCCCUUUAUGGGCCUGGUUUUUUGUAGACGAUGCUUCUGCUUGUAUUUGGAGACAUUUUCACUGUUACCUCCACAAGGGGUUUUCUUGGUCACAACUCUGGCCUUGGGGUCUGCCUGAGUCACUGAAGAAGCUAUUUUGCAGGUUGAGUAGGUACCCAGAUGCCCCCAGCUCUGUGGCUACAUCAAAACAGAUGUGGGAAAGCUCCAGGGAGGAGUCUUAGCUAGAGUCUGUCUGUGAGAAUGAAUGUCAAAUGGUGUUUCUUGGAAAAUAAUCUGUGGCUCAGUUUUGUGGGCACCAUUUGAUACUCAAGCCUUCUGGACUCUGUUGGCCUCUCGUCCAACCACGCCAUCUUCCAGAUGAGCAGAAAGAACUUGCCUGAGGCCACACAGCCACCUAGUGGCAAAGCCGUCACAAGACUCACAGCUUUUGGUUCUUUCCUGUGUGUCAACUGUACCUGCUGUUGGUGGAGUAACAGUCAUGGGGCUCGGCCCGGUUUUUAGGGAAGCCUGGUGGCUGGGGUCUCUGCACUGCAGGGAGGUGCCGGGGUUGGAGGGCGUUGGUAGGGCCUCGGUCUCUGCUGGUUUUUGUCAUGAACAAUCUUGGUCAGUGAGGACCCUGAGGCUUGAGUGAGGGAAAUGGAGGGGUGGGGCAGAUUCCAGCAAAGUGCUUCUUGUAUCUUCAGUGACUGGGCAACAUAACUCGGGCAAAGAUUCCUUGGCUACCCUUGGCUUCCUUGUUCUAAGUCAGGAUAGAAAGCGAUGAAAGAGCUAAUUCUCUGCUCUGUCUUCUUCCUCUCUCCAUCCCUUCCUCUUUCUGGUGGUGCUGGGGAUGAACCCAAGGCCUUGCUCAUGCUGACAGUACCCUGCUGCUGAGCUACACCCCAGGCCUCCCCGCUUUGAACAUGGAGAUGGGUUAAAAGUCCAUGUCAGGCGACGAGGCAGGACUCAGCCAGUUUCGUUUUCCUUGCUUUGACCCUUGAAGGUGCCAACUCAAACAUUUCCUUUUGUUCUUUGUUUCUUAAUCCGUAAAGACAGCUGUGUUGUGGGGCAAAGCCUGGGUUCAGGCCGAGCUUAUGGCUUCUAGGCUAGCUGGGACCAGGCUAGUCAGCCAUGCUCUGGACCCCCCCCCCCAUGUUCUCCUCCAGCUUCUAGUCACCGCUCAAUCGAAGGCAGGGGCAGAUUGGUAGGGUGAGCAAGGCUGUCCUAUGGCCCGGUAGAGGCACCACCAGUUCCUUGCCGACACCAAUCCCACGUCUCUUUUCAGCUGGGUUGUGAGCCCCUUUGGGAGAAAGAAGACACCGCCCAGAGCCCAAGGCAGCCUGCCUGGCGAGCUCUGGUCUGGGCCCGACUGUUACCAGGAGAUAGUGUGCUUGGCUGGAAGACUGGAAUUAGGUGUCUUUGGCUUUGUGACUUUUCCACGUGAAAGGGUGAAAUUCCCCUCCCUGCUCCUUAGCUGUCUGCCAACUCUUCCUCCUUGUGAUGUCACCCCUUGACCUCCGGCUCCCAGGGUGCCGGUGUCUCCACGUGAAGAGAUGCUUGUGUGGUAGAACCUAAGAGGUGUAGUUUGGAAGUGACCCCUGUGACGAUGACUUUUCUUUGCUUCCUCUCAGUGAGGGGGUGAUUUGUAGAUCCAGACUGCCUAUGUAAUGUAAAUAGUGUACAUUUAAUUUAUUGCUAUGGUAGCACAUUGUAUUUGUUAAUGUAUAAAACAAAUUCUAAAAGGUUGACAAAUGUAUAUUUUGUUGCUUAAAUGUGUCUUUGCAGAAAUUGACAAUAAAUAACAUAUUUUGUGUCCA
Molecule: messenger RNA, 6496 nt
Organism: Meriones unguiculatus (Mongolian gerbil)
Lineage: Eukaryota; Metazoa; Chordata; Mammalia; Rodentia; Muridae
Gene: Rap1gap2
Product: RAP1 GTPase activating protein 2
Exons: 24
Coding region: 244-2466 (740 amino acids)
Biological process (GO): regulation of small GTPase mediated signal transduction; activation of GTPase activity
Cellular component (GO): cytoplasm; plasma membrane
Molecular function (GO): GTPase activator activity
Source: RefSeq, a predicted model, not a curated record